AAGCCAUCCUUCUUAGUCUUCGCACGGAUCAUCAUCACGGGAUUAAUCGCAAAUUGAUCCCUAGCCUCAUUUGCUCAGAUAUGCAAUCUGACUUUACUUCUCUCGCUACUAAACCGCGUCCAAUUUCAAUCGUUGUCCUUCUUUGCGUGACUACUUCUUCGAUCUCCUGUCUCCUGCAGAUUAUAAAUUCAACCGGCAGUUAGUUUCCAACUCCCCCAAAAGAGAAGAUUUAAUUUUGAGGGAAAGAAGCUCUGCUAGCUUCACACAAUUAUCCCUCUUCUACUAUUCGAUUCGCAGGAAAAGAAGGAAUCGGAAUCGGAAUCGGAAUCGGCGGGGCAAUUGCAUCAUGAGCAGCGGCAGAAAGAGCACGUCGUCGCCGUCACAGAAGAAGAACCGGGUGCUGCAGUACGUAAAGGCGCCGCUGCGCGUUCUGUGCCGCGCCCGGGACUUCUACGUGCGCAGCAUGACGAGUUGCGCGGGGCGCAUCGAGGUGGAGGGCGGAGCGUACUCGAUGGGCUACCCGAUGGCCUCCGGGCCGCUGCCGCGGAACUUCAGCGUCGCGUCGGGGAGGAGCGGCGCCAGCGAGGAGGAUCUACAGGACCUCAUACGCACGGCGUCGUUGCGCCGCGCCCGCUCGCAGGGUUCGACCGCGGCCGCGGUGCCGCGCAGCCAGAGCGUGGCGGUGGCGCGGAUCGACGAGGACAAGGAGUGCGAAUUCGGGGACGAGAAUCCCGGCGGCGAGAUCGUCCUCAGGAGCCGGAGCUACGCCCCCGGAGCCGAGAGGAAGCAGAGGAAUUUUGCUUGAUUCCUUGAUCACCGAUCGAGCGGUUUCUGUAAUUGCUCGUUGCAGAUUGCAUUUGCUUAAUAAUUAUACAACCAACUUUUUAUAUAUAUAAUUAUCAUCUACGUCUCCUUUCUUCUCGUAAGUAAGAACGAUUUACUUUUAUAUGAUUUUCUUUCCGAUA
Messenger RNA from Zingiber officinale, 965 nucleotides. RefSeq lists its product as uncharacterized. Lineage: Eukaryota; Viridiplantae; Streptophyta; Magnoliopsida; Zingiberales; Zingiberaceae. The transcript has a single exon. The coding region runs from base 347 to 805 and encodes 152 amino acids. The record is from RefSeq and is a predicted model, not a curated record.